Messenger RNA from Notolabrus celidotus (New Zealand spotty), 1671 nucleotides. RefSeq names its product translation machinery associated 16 homolog (gene tma16). The record is from RefSeq and is a predicted model, not a curated record. The transcript has 7 exons. The coding region runs from base 143 to 745 and encodes 200 amino acids. NCBI's taxonomy places the organism in Eukaryota, Metazoa, Chordata, Actinopteri, Labriformes, Labridae. Gene Ontology annotation, cellular component: nucleus.
UAGUGCUCGCACUUGCGGAACAUUGAACAUCGGAACCUUUGAACUCUCGUCAGUAGAACGCCCGGAACGCAAUUCAACACGGAACGUUCUGCUUCCGGUCCAGUUGUCAACAUUGAGAGCACCACGCGUGUUGUCGGGAAAAAUGCCGAAAGCUCAGAAAGGAAAACCAGCAGAGAAGGCUGUUCACCCGUUCAGCAGGAAAGCUGCUUACCUCGCCAGAGAAGAAAUCAGACUGAAAAAGAAAGAAAGACAGAAGAAUGACAAGGCAACACGUUUGAGCGGCACCGGUGAGAAGCUGUUGUGGUUUCAGGGACAGCUGGAUCCAGAAAAGACUAUUUACAACAAAAAAGAAGCCUGUGACAUCAUUGAAAGGUACCUCAAAAGGUUUGACUCUGAACUUGAGCAGAUUGAGCUGAUGAAUGGGAUCAAAGGUCGGCAGGGUCGUCUUCACGGGGCGAGAGAGGCUGUCAUCAAGCAGUCAAUUGAGCGAGAACGUUCACAAUAUGAGAGUGUCGGAUUUGAGAUCCCAGACAUCAUCAAUGCAAAACAUUUGAAAACAUUCAGGGAGUGGAAUGGUGAUGUGAAGAAACUUCCAAAUAUCAAACUGCGAAAGAUUUCUAACAAGGGUUUGGACACAAAGACAGAACAGGAGGAGAAACAGGACAUAGAAAAUGAAUUUGAGGAUGAUGAAGACGACAACUUUGAUGAAGAGGAGCUGGAUGACAAUGUGCUGAUGUCAGACUGAAACUGAAGUUACUUCUGUAUCAGAACUCCACUGUGAAGCUGAACAGGAAACCGGCCUUCAGUGGGGACUUUUUCAGAACAGUGUGUUUUGUGGGACUAAAGCUGCAGUUCCAUGGCUGUCCUGAAGGGGACGCCAAGUUGUCAGAGAUGGAAAACUAAAACCAGCAUUCUUGAUGCUUAGUGACUUCACACUAGCCUGUGAGGGGGGUCUACAUUCAUUGUUUAUUGCACAAACAAAUAUGCAUUGUAUGUGACAUGAAACAUUUUACCUGAUCAGAAAUAGAAAAAAGAUUUAGACAAAGAUGUUGAGUGCCCUCAACUGUAGUUGAUACAAGAUGCACAGACAAUUUCUGUGACGAGAAUUUGACAUUGAAAAGCAGAGAACAACAGGCGCCUCUUUGGCUGUUCAGAUAUUCAUACAGUGUGUCAAGUGUAAUAAUGGAUGGCAACAAUAAAAGCUUGUAUAACAUCAGUGUAUAAAUAACAUGACCUGACAGACAGGACCACAUAAAGCUGAAAACAGCCAAAACAAAACAUCAGGAACAUCUGGGCGACUAGAGACUUGCUAUUUCAAGAAAUAUUCAAAAUUUCCCUGUGACGAUAAAUAAAUUCAGCUUUUUCAAAACAUUAAAAUGUUUCCAUUUCAGACUGAGCUAAAGUUAGCGUUUAAAUACAUGUUUCUCUAUUCACCAUGUCUGACUCUUUGGUGACUGAAGACCUGAUUGUCCAGAAGAGGGUGAAGGCCUCAGUAUGCUUCAAGUAAAGGUGCUUGUUGGGCCAGCUUCUGAAACUUCUUACCCUCUUCAGGUAAUAGCUAGUAAGUACUUCAGAGGUGUGUAAGUUUCUCCUCAAACUCGUUUUCCACUCUCAAUCUUUCUCAUCUGAUGUCUGCAGUGGAAUUCAGUGUAAUAAAUACCUUUAAAUUGA